Molecule: messenger RNA, 585 nt
Organism: Scomber japonicus (chub mackerel)
Lineage: Eukaryota; Metazoa; Chordata; Actinopteri; Scombriformes; Scombridae
Product: interleukin-12 subunit alpha-like
Exons: 7
Coding region: 1-585 (194 amino acids)
Biological process (GO): immune response
Cellular component (GO): extracellular region
Molecular function (GO): growth factor activity; interleukin-12 receptor binding
Source: RefSeq, a predicted model, not a curated record
AUGCCACUCAUCAAGCUCUACUUUACUCCUGCACUGCUGCUUCUAGUGGUCAGCUGUCCUGUGUGGCAGGUCAGCCAGUCUCUGCCAGUGAAAGGACCAAUGAAGGACUCCUGUAUUUUCUAUGCACGAACACUUCUAGAAAACAUCACUGACACACUCACACAGAACAACCUGUUCACUGGAAUUGACUGUACAAAGCAGAGUGUGGAGCUACGAGACACUAACAUGCCAUCUGUGUGCGCACCAAAGGAAGCAACUUGCUCUGGGACGGCUAAAUCUGAAUUUGAUCAGGACUCAUGUCUAACAAGCAUUUGGGAGGAUCUGCAGUAUUACUACAGAUUUCUUGCUGCUAAGCCAGAUCCUGACAUCAUACUCAGCAAGACUGUUCUGUUCAGCCUCAGAGAGCUGAUGGAGAACUGUUUUGCGCAGUCUUUUCCUGCAGACUUGGCUUCAAAGAAGGCUUUGACAGACCAGCAAAGCACCUACGAUGAAAGACUCAGCCUCUGCAAAGUCCUGAAGGGCUUCCAGGUCCGCACCAUCACAAUCAACAGAGUCAUUGGAUACAUGAACUCUGGAAUACACUAA